AUGCCUGUCGCCUUAACGAUCAAGAAGAUCGACGGGAAGCCUGGCAAGGUGUACUAUCCCCUCCAGCUCAAAGAGGUGCCCAAGCCCACCCCAGGCCCAGGCGAGGUCCUCAUCCGCCUCAACGCCGCCGCCCUCAACCACAGAGACCUCUUCAUCCGCCAGCACCUCUACCCAGGCAUCGCCUUCGGCCACCCCAUGCUGGCCGACGGCCAAGGCACCAUCCUCGCCCAAGGGCCCGACUGUAAACGCAGCGACCUCGCGCCCGGCGCCGCCGUCGUGCUCCUGCCCCUGCGCGGCUGGGACGCCCACCCAGACGGGCCCGAGGACCUGCGCCGCUACGCCGUCAUCGGCUCGACCCAGCUGUGCGACGCCGGCACCGCGCAGGAGUACAUUGUGUGCGCCGAGGCCGACGUCGAGCCCGCGCCGCCGCACCUCUCGGCCGCCGAGGCAGCGGCCCUGCCGCUCGUCGGGCUGACGGCGUGGCGCGCCCUGGUCACCAAGGCCGGCGCCCGGGCGGGCCAGAACGUCCUGGUCACGGGCGUGGGCGGCGGUGUGGCGCUGCAGGCCGUGCAGUUCGCCGUCGCCCUGGGCUGCGCCGUGUAUGUCACCAGCGGGGACAAGGCCAAGGUCGCCAGGGCCGUCUCCGUGGGCGGUGCCAGGGGAGGCGUCUCGUACCGGGACAAGGACUGGGACAAGCAGCUGGCGGAGCUGCUGCCCAAGGACAGGCCGUUCCUGGACGCCGUCAUUGACGGCGCUGGUGGGGAUAUCGUCGCCAAGACGGUGAGGCUGCUCAAGCCCGGCGGCAUCAUCUCGCAGUACGGCUUGACCGUGUCGCCCAAGAUGGACUGGUCCAUGUCCGCCGUCAUGAAGAAUAUCGAGCUGAGGGGGAGCACCAUGGGCUCGAGGCGCGAGUUCAGGGACAUGAUCGCCUUCGUGCGGGAGAAGCAGAUCCGUCCUGUCGUGAGCCGUGUCGUGAAAGGGCUGACCAACCUGGGCGAGAUCGACGGGCUUUUUGCCGACAUGAAGGAUGGGAAGCAGUUUGGCAAGCUGGUCAUCGAGAUCGCGCCCGAGACGGGACCAUCCUCUAAGUUGUGA
Molecule: messenger RNA, 1095 nt
Organism: Cryphonectria parasitica EP155
Lineage: Eukaryota; Fungi; Ascomycota; Sordariomycetes; Diaporthales; Cryphonectriaceae
Product: NAD(P)-binding protein
Exons: 2
Coding region: 1-1095 (364 amino acids)
Molecular function (GO): oxidoreductase activity
Source: RefSeq, a predicted model, not a curated record